Messenger RNA from Notothenia coriiceps (black rockcod), 1930 nucleotides. It is a transcript of the gene bzw1a, whose product is annotated as basic leucine zipper and W2 domains 1a. The coding region runs from base 120 to 1379 and encodes 419 amino acids. Gene Ontology annotation, cellular component: cytoplasm; membrane. The transcript has 12 exons. The record is from RefSeq and is a predicted model, not a curated record. Gene Ontology annotation, molecular function: protein binding. Lineage: Eukaryota; Metazoa; Chordata; Actinopteri; Perciformes; Nototheniidae.
CCUCGAGGCCCUGACGAAGAGCUCUUUUAGUUUGAGCCACCGCGAGUCGACAUUAGUUUGAUUCUCCUGGUUAACUAGUAACAACAGUUAUUUAUCUGCAUUACUUUCGGUCGUCUUUUAUGAGUAAUCAAAAGCCGCAAAAGCCGACGCUAACAGGCCAGCGGUUCAAAACGAGGAAAAGAGAUGAAAAGGAGAGAUUUGACCCUACUCAGUUUCAAGAAAGUAUCGUACAAGGCUUGAAUCAAACUGGCUCUGAUUUGGAAGCAGUCGCAAAAUUCCUGGAUGCCUCUGGCGCCAAGCUUGACUACCGCCGGUAUGCUGAGACGCUCUUCGACAUCCUGGUGGCCGGCGGCAUGCUGGCCCCAGGCGGGUCUCUCUCCGACGACAUGACCCGUACUGAGUUCUGCCUGUUCACGGCACAAGAAGACCUGGAGACCAUGCAGGCAUAUGCUCAGGUUUUUAACAAACUGAUCCGGCGUUACAAGUACCUGGAGAAGGGUUUCGAAGAGGAGAUCAAGAAGUUGCUGCUGUUUCUUAAAGGGUUCACUGAGUCUGAGCGCAACAAACUGGCCAUGCUGACCGGCAUCCUGCUGGCCAAAGGAAACAUAUCAGCCUCCAUCCUUAACAGCCUCUACAACGAGAACAUCGUCAAAGAAGGAGUAUCUGCAGCCUUCGCCGUUAAGCUGUUCAAGUCAUGGAUUUACGAAAAGGACAUCAACUCUGUGGCCGGCUCUCUCCGCAAAGUGGGCAUGGACAACAGGCUGAUGGAACUCUUUCCUGCCAACAAACGGAGCUGUGAGCAUUUUUCUAAGUACUUCACCGACGCCGGGCUGACGGAGCUUGCUGACUUCGCCCGUAACCAGGAAUCCAUCGGUGCCCGCAAGGAGCUGCAGAAGGAGCUCCAGGAGCAGAUUGCCCGCGGAGACCCUCAGAAGGAGAUUAUCGUCUUCGCCAGAGAGGAGAUGAAUAGGUCCAACCUGUCGGAGCAGGCCAUGAUCAACAUCAUCUGGACCAGCGUGAUGAGCUGCGUGGAGUGGAACAAGAAGGAGGAGCUGGUGACAGAACAAGCCAUCAAACAAUUGAAGCAAUACAGCCUGCUGCUGAAAUCCUUCACCUCCCAGGGUCUGUCUGAGAUCAGCCUGCUGCUGAAGAUCCAGGAGUACUGCUACGACAACAUCCACUUCAUGAAGGCCUUCCAGAAGAUCGUGGUGCUCCUCUACAAAGCGGAUGUAUUGAGUGAAGAGGCCAUACUGAAGUGGUACACCGAUGCCCACGUUGCCAAGGGGAAGAGCGUCUUCCUCGAGCAGAUGAAGAAAUUCGUCGAGUGGCUGAAAAAUGCUGAGGAAGAGUCUGAGUCGGACGAAGAGGAGACGGACUAACUCCUCCACCGCCAGAUGAGCUUCUUCGCGUUUUACUUUUUUUUAUAAGUAGCAGCAGGAGCCGAAGAAUAUAGUUUUUCCUCCUCUCUUCUACCUCCUGUUACUAUUUUAACCCUAAAACACACACACACCCUUUCACCUCCAAACAGAAUUAUGUAAAGAUUAUUCAAACUAAACCUGAAAAAGGGCUCAGUCCUUUAACACGUAGCGGCUCACGGUGGAAGCGGUAAAACGAUGAAUAUUUCCCAGAUUUUCUCUGUUUUAUUAACGUACCUCCUUUAAUUAGGAUACAAAACAUUCCAUGUGAUCGAUCUCCGCUGCUCGUGUGAAUCAGAAAAACGUGAGUUAUCGAUAUUCAAGGCGGACAAAAACUAAUUUUACCAACGUUUAUUAUUUUUAUUUUUAUAAUCCCCUCCCAUGUUUCGGCUCCUCUCUCGACUUUUGGGAACCCCUGUACCGCGUGUCCAUACGCCCGGAAGCCAACUCAUUGCUAUUGGUUUCUACUUCCUUUAAUCUGACUUUUUUAUGAAAAUAAAGAUUAUUGAAAUGGU